AAUGUCCGUUAAGGUUCACAGGCGCAAGCACAAAGAUGUCACGCACAGACCAUCCAAAUAUUACAUCUAACCGUUGCUUCGUGGGAGCCAUAAAACCCUACGGACGUUACCCAGGGGAAAGGAGGUAGCAGAGCCGGUCUCAGAGGAGAGGAGGAAAAUGAGAUUCCGCUCGGUCUUCAGGGCCUCUUUGGCCAACAUCAAAACCACCCGGUCGCGUUGCUUCCGGCACUCCUACUCCCAGCUCCAACCCCAGUCCAAUAGACCGUCCUUCGGCAUCGCGUUCGACAUCGAUGGCGUCAUUCUUCGUGGCCGCACUCCCAUCGGCGGCUCUCCUCAGGCCCUCAGGAGGCUCUAUCGCGACGAUGGCACCUUGAAGAUUCCAUUCUUGUUCUUAACUAAUGGAGGUGGUGUCCCUGAAUCCAAACGGGCUUCUGAGUUAAGUGAACUCUUGGGAAUUCAGAUCUCACGCAGACAGGUUCUGCAGGGGCACUCACCUUUCAAGGAAGUGGUGAACGGGUAUGAGAAUGAGCUUAUUGUUGCUGUUGGUAAAGGGGAACCUGCUGCAGUGAUGUCAGAGUAUGGUUUCAAAAAAGUUCUUUCUAUGGAUGAAUAUGCAUCUUGCUUCAAAGACAUUGAUCCGCUAUCUCAUUACAAAACUUGGAGGAUAAAGCAAACAUAUGAUGAGAACAGCUCCAAGGAAUUGCUUCCAAGAUAUGAUGUUUACUCUGACAGAGUCAAAGCAGCAUUUGUUGUUAGUGAUCCUAUUGACUGGGGAAGGGACAUUCAGGUUCUUUGUGACAUUUUAAGAUUUGGCGGUCUUCCUGGAAGAGAUAAGGGGCAUCAACCUCCAAUAUAUUUUGCAUCAGAUGACCUUGAAUAUCAGGCUGCAUUUCCUACCGAGCGUCUCGGAAUGGGUGCUUUCAGGAUAGCUUUGGAAGGCAUCUUCAACAGUGUCAGCAGUAGUCCUCUGAAGUACACAUCUUUUGGGAAACCAAAUCCAUUCGUAUUCAAGAAUGCUGAAGUUAUUCUGACACAACUUGUGUCAGAUAUAUUCCAUAGUCAGGACAAUAUGGAUGGAGGAACAGGACAUGAAUUCAGUACCCUUUACAUGAUUGGUGAUAAUCCGAAAGUUGACAUUAAUGGUGCCAUGAAGGCAGGACGCCCUUGGUUUUCUAUUCUUACAAGGACAGGAGUUUUCAGGGGAAAAGAUAAUGACACACAGUUUCCAGCAGACCUGGUAAUUGAUACUGUGGAAGAAGCUGUUGACUAUAUUUUAAAAAGGGAGCGUGCAUGACUUGUACCAUUUUUGGGUUUGCCAUUUUUUUAUUCCUAAGUUAUCAAUAAUGUCCAAGAGGUUGGGUGUUGAUUAUUUUGGCAGAUGAUUGAAGUUCUGAAAGUGUAAGGUUAAAUGGAGGCACAAACUCAUACGGUCAUACCCUACUCUACAUGCAAGCGGACAACUUCAAACGAAAGAUUUCCUCCUUGCAGACGUUGUGGCGGUUCUCUGCUUAAAAUGUAAAGCUUCCCAUCAUCUUUGCUAGGGCCUUCCAGUAUGAAGUCUAACUCCAGAGGUGUUUUGGAAAUUUCCCCCCACAAUCAUAUAUGCCCUCCUGGCAGGCCAAUUUGGAUGCUAAUAUUUGAACUUGUUAACAUCAUGGUAGCCUCUGAAACCAAUUAAUCAUUUUUUAAAUCAGGAUGAAUAGGUAGUUUCAACU
Molecule: messenger RNA, 1715 nt
Organism: Elaeis guineensis (African oil palm)
Lineage: Eukaryota; Viridiplantae; Streptophyta; Magnoliopsida; Arecales; Arecaceae
Product: mitochondrial hydrolase YKR070W
Biological process (GO): glycerophospholipid biosynthetic process
Cellular component (GO): mitochondrion
Source: RefSeq, a predicted model, not a curated record